This is a messenger RNA of Sorghum bicolor (sorghum), 1166 nucleotides long. Its product is annotated as transcription factor GTE4. The record is from RefSeq and is a predicted model, not a curated record. Gene Ontology annotation, molecular function: protein binding. NCBI's taxonomy places the organism in Eukaryota, Viridiplantae, Streptophyta, Magnoliopsida, Poales, Poaceae. The transcript is spliced from 2 exons. The coding region runs from base 108 to 791 and encodes 227 amino acids.
UAGUGGCUGACGACCACAACCCACAGAAAACGGGCCCGGAGGGCUCCGGUAGGGUUAGAGUCGUCUGUGGUAUUCGCCCAAACUUGAAAUCGCCCAAACCCCUCCCGAUGCCGCGUCCAAAGCGCCCGCCGCCCGGCUUUGCCUCGGAGCCCAGGUACCCGCGGCCGCGGCCGCGGACGGCGGCGGCGGCGUCGGCUCCAGCUUCCGCUCCCGCUUCGGCUCCGUCUCCUGGGGGCGGCGCGGCAGGAGGCGGCGCCGGCAGCUGCUACGAUCUCAGCCGCGCGUUCGGACGCUGCCGUGCGCUCCUGGACGACCUACUGCGGCACGACGACGGGUGGGUUUUCGACGCCCCUGUAGACGCGCGCGCCCUCGGCCUCCGCGACUACUACACCGUCGUCGCCGACCCCAUGGAUCUCGGCACCGUGCUCCGCCGCCUUGAGCGCCGCCGCUACGUCUACCCAACCGCGUUCGCGGACGACGUCCGCCUCACGUUCCGGAACGCCAUGUCAUAUAACGACGAGGGCGACCCCGUUUACGAGAGCGCCGCCGAACUCUCCGGGAUAUUCGAGGCCAGGUGGGCUUCCAUCGAAGCGGAGCUCCCGCACCCGCUCCCGCCGGACGACAAGCUGCCGCGGUUGCCGGUGGCCCGGGUCCCCGAGAAGCGGGAUGUGCGCCUGCGGAAGAAAAAGGGCAAGAUGGCGGGCAAGGCGGAUGCCGCGGCGCUGGAUGAGCUUGACCUGCUGGUCCCAGACCCAGAGCAUGGCGCCGACUCCCCGAUGCAGGAUCCAUGAAUGAUGCCAAACUGGAGAGCCUUGCAUCAAAAGUUGACUCAAGUUUUUAUCUGGAUAGGCUCCUGUGUACUAGCAGCUUUCUGUUCCAAGCCUUGUCAAGGUACCUUGAUGUAGUGACUAGUUAUCAUAUAUUACCUGUAUUGGGGUUAAAAUCUGCCAUUUCGGUGGUUAACCCUUCCUGGUUAAAACAAUUUUUUUUGGUAUUGAUGGAGGUGCCUUGCUAGUUGUUAUAUGUUGAAAAUCAAGGGUAAUUUGGCCCUGAAAUACUUCUGGAAUCAGAGGGAAGAAUGAGAAGGUUUCCCUAACUAUUCCAUGGCAUCUGUAAUGUAGAUAAACAAUUUUCUCAUUUAUUAUGAGGUGUUUUUACUUUGUCAA